Molecule: messenger RNA, 1077 nt
Organism: Dunckerocampus dactyliophorus (ringed pipefish)
Lineage: Eukaryota; Metazoa; Chordata; Actinopteri; Syngnathiformes; Syngnathidae
Gene: bdkrb1
Product: bradykinin receptor B1
Exons: 1
Coding region: 1-1077 (358 amino acids)
Biological process (GO): immune response; neutrophil chemotaxis; response to mechanical stimulus
Cellular component (GO): membrane
Molecular function (GO): bradykinin receptor activity
Source: RefSeq, a predicted model, not a curated record
AUGGAGUCAGUGAAGCUUUUGACAACAGAGGUUCCUCUGUGGUCUGAAAACAGCAGCUCAUCGCUCCCUUCAAACUACCUCAUAUCCGGAGAGUUCGCCACCAUCCGCCUCAUGGUCCCGCCGUACAUCUUCACUGUAUCCGUGCUCGGCCUCCUCUUGAACACCUUUGUCCUGUGCGUGUUCCUCGCUCACAAAGAUCGACUGACUGUGGCGGAGGUCUACCUGAGCAACCUGGCUCUGGCCGACUUCGCCCUCUUGUGCGGUCUCCCCUUCUGGGGCACCAACAUCCUCAAUGGCUACAACUGGCUGUACGGAGACACCUUGUGCAAAAUAGUCAACUGCAUCAUCACGGUGAACUUCUACACCAGCAUCUACACCCUGGUCAUGAUCAGCGUCGACCGCUAUCUGGCGAUUGUGAUGACCAUGAAGGCGAGGUGGCUGCGAAGGACGCGGCACGCCAAGGUCAUCUGCGUCUUCCUGUGGAUAUUUGGGUUCUCGCUCAGCACACCGACCACGCUGCACAGAAAGGUGACGUACGUUGAAGAAUUCCAGAUGACUGCCUGUGUGCUGGAUUACGGCAGGUCCUGGAAGUUAGCCAAUCACCUUCUUCUGAAUAUUGUUGGCUUUGUCAUGCCUGCUCUGGUGAUUGUGUUCAGCAGCUGGGCUAUAAUCAAGUCUUUAGCUCGGAGGAAGGAAAAUGUAGGUCUUCAUGACGUUAACGACACAAAGGCCUCGAUGUUGCUCUAUGCCGUCACGGUGCUCUUCGUCACUUGUUGGGGACCCUUCCAGGUCUUCACCUUCCUCGAAACCCUCUGCGAAGUCCACGUGCUGGACAUCAAACUGUGGUCCCAUACUUUGAACGUAGGAGGGCAGGUUUCGGCCUAUCUGGGAGUCCUUAACAGUGCCAUGAAUCCUCUGCUGUAUGUCCUAUCAGGGCAAUACUUCAGGAAGAAAGUUUGCGCCAUCUACAGGAGGACUCUACAUCAGCGUAGAGGAUCAGACAUGACCACCUAUCAACGCUCUGUCGCGUCCACGUACAUUCACAGACCUGAGCAGAUAAAGCCUGUUGUCAUUUAG